Messenger RNA from Diabrotica balteata, 888 nucleotides. The record is from the annotation of a GenBank genome assembly. NCBI's taxonomy places the organism in Eukaryota, Metazoa, Arthropoda, Insecta, Coleoptera, Chrysomelidae.
AUGAGUCGGAAAUAUCUUACUGAUGCAGAUCUCGCGCGUAUGCUAGAAGAAAGUUAUUUUGAAGAUGAUUUUAUGAACGAUUAUGAGAGUGACGGUGGAUGGCCAAAAAGCGAUGAAGAAGAUGCAGAAGGAAUUGCCAUGGAUUUCCAAAAAAAUUUACCUUGCUCAAACAUAACUACUAAUGACGUCUACUACAGGCGUCAAUUUAACUUAAUCCGUUUUAACAUUGAUGUACUGUCUACUAAACAGGCGAUUUUAUACACGUACGACGAGUCUGUAGCAAAAAAGGGAGCCUACGAGGUUUGCUCUAUAUUGCAUCACUUCAUAUGCAACAUUUUGCCCCCAACGCCAACGGUGAAGGAAUUUACGAUAUUUUACGAUUCUUGCGUAGGGCAAAACAAAACUUUCACGUUAAUAAGGUUUCUGCACAAUUUGGUAACCAAAGAAGGGAAGUUGGAAAAUACCAAGUUUGUUUUCCCGAUUCGAGACCACUCGUACUUGGAGUGCGACCGUGACAUAAGUAUUAUCAAGCAAAAGGCACACACUGAAACUCCUGAGGACUGGAAAGAUGUAUUCAUGCACGCCCGCGUGAUACCGAGUCCUUUCCUAGUUAUAGAUUGUGGCCUGGACCUAGACAUGUUUCAAAAUUGGACUGACCAUCUGUCGUCUAAAAAAGACGUGUCCUUUCCCCACCAGACCAAUAAUAGUUCUCAAAAUAAGUGCCACCAACAAGAAUUUGAUUUACCACAAAGCCACGUACUCUUGUCCGUACACAAGCUCUCCAGUCUUGGCUCCACUGCCACCUACGAAAACUUUGUCGAAGACUUCGAAAAAAAGAAAACAGAAAGCUUCAAAGCCAGUCGUGGAACUGAAAAAAUCAUACAAUAG